CCGAACUUCGGCGCCUCUCUGCACAUCCUGAAGGUGGAGAUCGGAGGAGACGCUCAGACUACAGAUGGAACAGAGCCGUCUCACAUGCACUACGAGGACGAUGAGAACUACUUCCGUGGGUACGAGUGGUGGCUGAUGAGGGAGGCCAAGAAAAGGAACCCGAACAUCACGCUCAUCGGUUUGCCGUGGGCGUUUCCCGGGUGGGUGGGCCGAGGGAAGAACUGGCCCUACGACUUCCCGGACGUCACGGCAACGUAUGUGGUGAGCUGGAUCCUGGGAGCCAAGAAGUACCACGACCUGGACAUCCAGUAUGUGGGGAUUUGGAAUGAGCGCGAGUACGACGUCACCUACAUAAAGCUGCUGCGCUACACUCUGGAUAAGAGUGGUCUGGAUGGGGUCAGGAUUAUAGCCAGCGACAACCUGUGGGAGCCCAUUACCCAGUCGCUGCUGCUCGACCCCGAGCUCAGCAGCGCUGUAGACGUGCUAGGAGCUCACUAUCCAGGAACCCGGACCGUGUCGCAGGCCCUGAAGACCGAGAAGAAGCUGUGGUCCUCGGAGGACUACAGCACCUUCAACGAUGAGGUGGGAGGAGGCUGCUGGGCGAGAAUCCUCAACCAGAACUACGUCAAUGGAAACAUGACUUCAACCAUCUCCUGGAACCUGGUGGCCAGCUACUACCAGGACCUGCCGUUCGGCAGAGACGGGCUGAUGACGGCUCAGGAGCCAUGGAGCGGGAACUACGUGGUGGAAUCUCCCAUCUGGAUCACAGCCCACAGCACCCAGUUUGUGCAGCCCGGGUGGACGUACCUGAAGACUGUAGGACAUCUGGAUCAGGGAGGGAGUUACGUCGCCCUGACCGACGGGAAGGGAAAYCUCACUAUUGUCAUAGAAACCAUGACUCACGAUCACUCAGUCUGCAUCAGACCUCCUCUUCCUGCGUUUAACGUGACAUCCCAGAAUGCAACAUUCCAGCUGAAAGGAUCCUUCGCUUCCAUCAAAGAGCUCCAGAUGUGGCGUUCGCAGUUUAACUUUAAGACCAGCCAGCCCUCGUUUUUUGAGAAACUGCCGCCUGUGAAGCUCAUUAACGGGUCGUUCACGCUGAACCUGGCCGAAGACGAGGUCUACACUUUCACCACCGUGGAGACGGGACAGAAGGGCAGCUACCCCGACCCGCCUCCGUCUGCUCGCUUUCCCAAAACCUACAAGGACAMCUUUGAUGUUUUGAACCCUCCGUUCUCCGAAGCUCCGAACUUCGCCGACCAGACCGGCGUGUUCGAGUACUACAAGAACCUGACGGACCCCGGACCUCACGUCUUCACGUUACGACAGGUCGUGACGGAGAGACCGAUCACCUGGGCGUCCGACGCCGACCAGACCGUCAGCGUCAUCGGAGACUACCUGUG
This is a messenger RNA of Austrofundulus limnaeus, 1403 nucleotides long. RefSeq names its product galactosylceramidase b (gene galcb). Gene Ontology annotation, biological process: galactosylceramide catabolic process. Gene Ontology annotation, cellular component: lysosome. Lineage: Eukaryota; Metazoa; Chordata; Actinopteri; Cyprinodontiformes; Rivulidae. Gene Ontology annotation, molecular function: galactosylceramidase activity. The record is from RefSeq and is a predicted model, not a curated record.